UGUCGACAUGCCGAACUAUGAAUAUGAUGACUGGAGAAGUGAAGUCAUGCGAGAGCUGGACGAACAAGGUGUAUCAGUUCUGCUUAACGUUCUCAGUGCUGCAGAUAGCGACAUCUUUCGAUGUCAAUUACACCAAUGGUACAAGGACUUGGAUGUCCAGGGUCGGAAACCAUGUAGCAAAGUCGGAUUGGCAGCACAUUACCGCGUUGGACACCUAGAAGCUUCUUGGAAUGUGAGGUUAAAGGUCAAAGAUGUUUUUGCGCAAGUCUGGGGAACACGGAAGCUAUUAUCCAGUUUUGAUGCAGUGUCUGUUUGCGAACCGCCUGAGCUAGGCUACACCGAGUUCUACGACCCCAGUUUUCACUGGCUUCACAUCGACCAGUCCGCUGAGCGCCGCGGGCUACAUGCCUACCAAGGUUCUGUGACAUUGGAAGACAUAGCCGAAGACGAUUGGCCCUUUUUGGUCAUGCCGGGCUCGCAUGUAUUCCAUGAAGAAUUUUACCAAACGUUUCCCGAGGCUGUUGAAGGAAGCAACCAUCUGACUUAUCAUGAUUUGACCGACGCGCAAGUGGAUUGGUACAAGAAGAAGGGUUGCGAGUUAAUACGAAAACCGGUUCCUAAAGGAGGCAUGAUAUUAUGGGACUCUCGUACCGUCCACGCCAAUGCAAGGCCAAAGCGAGGUCGUAAACAUCACGAUAGAUGGCGCUACGUUGUGUUCGUCUGCAUGACGCCAGCCAUAUGGGCUUCAGAUACAGACAUCGCAGAUAAAAAACGGGCCUUCAAUGAGCUGAAAAUGACAGGACAUUGGCCAUCACAGAAAAUAAAAGUUUUCGACGAAUUGGAUUAUUCUGGAAUUCGUGUCAUCACCGACUUGCCGACAGUGGCAAAAACGGACGAAGUGAGGCGUCUGGCAGGCGAUUUGGGCUAUGAUUUCUCUAACGACGAACCCAAUGGACCGUCAUGGCGUCCAAAGUGGGGUGGAGAUAAAAAUUGAAAAUGUGUGAACUAGAGGAAACUGACUUCAUAUCUUAAAUUGCACCUGACAUUAUUUUGCAUUAUAGUUAAGACAUGUGUGGGCAUGAAACAUUUUAAUUAUCAAAGUAAAGUAGGCUAUAAGUAGGCCUAAUACAUAACUCUACUGUAUGUCCACAAAAAAGCUCCAAACUUUUUGAAACAUUUUUAUAGCCAUUUAAUUCAAAGGUUAUUGUGCAACGGACACACGACAAAAAAGUGCAUUUGUUACUGUUCUACCUUGGCAACCUGGACAAAUCCUUAUUUUCCUACCUAUCUUUUUUUCUUGAGCAAAAUUGUUAAUAGCCUAAGCUUGGUAGUCGGAUCAUAAAUGAAAAAUUAUCUUACACAAGCCGAAAAUCUUUCAUGCUCUUAGACCCCAUUCCCACAGAUUUUAGAUCGAUCUAUCCCUGUGGGGAGUCUCACUAGA
Lingula anatina is the source of this 1441-nucleotide messenger RNA. RefSeq lists its product as uncharacterized. The record is from RefSeq and is a predicted model, not a curated record. Lineage: Eukaryota; Metazoa; Brachiopoda; Lingulata; Lingulida; Lingulidae.